UCUCGUGCCUUCAUUCUACAAUGUCGAAGGUUCAUUAUUAAUCAACCUUUGUGCUUUAUUACUAAUUCUGUGUCAUUCACUUUGGUAUGUAUUAGGAUGACAAAGAAAGAGAAACAAAUUGCAUCUCAGUCGAGAUCAUAUGUUGUGUGGAAUCGUAAUAUGGACUCAGUUUUAGCCAAUGUGUUGUACGAUCAAAUGAACCAAGGAUUAAAAGUCGAUGGUACUUGGAAGCCUCAAGUGUAUCAAGUUGCGGUUGAUGCACUAAAAUCAUUUAAUAGCAACUUGAACAAAGAUAACGUGAAGAAUCGACUCAAAAUUUGGAAAACACAUUAUAAUGUUAUCUAUGACAUUAAAAAUAAAAGUGGUUUGACGUGGUGGGAUGAUGAGAAGAAAAUGGUGAUUAUACCCGCUAGUGAGCAAAAAGUAUUGAGCGACUAUGUUUCGGCUAAUCCAGAUGCAAAAGGCUACCAGAAUCGUUUGAUUGAAAAUUGGGAUGACAUUAUGGUGUUAUGUGCAAAAGAUAGAGCCAAUGGUGAAGGUGCAGAAACCUUUGAAGAGGCUGCUAAUGCAAUGCAACAUGAGGAAUCUGAGGCACAAUCCGAAACAAAUGAAGGUGGAAGCUCUUCAAGGAAACAUCUUCCUAGAGCAUCAACUAGUGGUGAGAUAAGCUCAAAGAAACAAAAGAAGGGGGAUAAAAUGGUUGAUUCACUUGCAGUGAUGACAGCUUCUGUGAGUGAGUAUUUUAAUGAGAGAAAAAAGGAAGUACAACCCGGAAAAGUUUUAUUUGUUGAAGUCACUUCCUGA
This is a messenger RNA of Asparagus officinalis (garden asparagus), 804 nucleotides long. RefSeq lists its product as uncharacterized. The coding region runs from base 97 to 804 and encodes 235 amino acids. The record is from RefSeq and is a predicted model, not a curated record. The transcript has 3 exons. Lineage: Eukaryota; Viridiplantae; Streptophyta; Magnoliopsida; Asparagales; Asparagaceae.